GUCUUAGCGGCGCUGUGGUAGGAGUGGUGCUGGUGCCCGCAGCCUCUCACUUCUCGAGGGAAGGAAAAAAAAUAAACACACACACGCCAAGCCACUUAAACUCCUGCGCGUGUCUGUGUAUGUGUGUGUUUACGUGUGUAUGAGUGUGUGUAUACGCGUGUAGUAAACAUAAACCAGUGGCGUGUGGGGAACGUAAUGUAAUCUCGGUGGCCUCGUGAUCCUUGUUAUAAGUGAAAUGUUGCAUGAGGAAAUCAGUGACAUCCUUGGACAGGGAGCGAGUCUGGAACCUGCCCGGGAGGAUUUAUCGUGAUGCGGUGAUGUGAUGUAAGAAAAAUGAGAGAUAGAGACGCGUGAAAAGAGCGAGUGCGUGGGAGUGAGAGUAGGCCAAGAUAGUAACUCUCCUCUCACGUUGAUUAGCGUGAUGUGAAGCGAAGCAGAUCUGGAAUAGCGAGAGUGGAAGCUUGGAAAAAUGUGAGAGGCGGGGAGGCGGUGAUAACAAAGAUACCGCUGGGUGAGUAAGGACUGAAUCACCAGUAGUGGCUUGACUUGGUGCUCUGGCCGACACUCAGGCAGAAGGAUGUCACUCACCACCUACUGCAGCGUCUACAGAGGGUACCAGCCUUCCUUCCUCAGUGGCGUCACCUCCCGCACCUCCGCAGGGCACGACACCCUAGCCACACAGCAGCUAGAAGCCCCGCGGCCCCCUCGCUUCCCCUCCCACCCCUCAGACCCCCACCACGCCCCCCAGAACGCCCACCCAAAAAGCCCACGUUGCGUUCACUGUUCCACGGACCAAAUCCCGAUACCUCGGCUCAGAACCUCGCCGCCGCCGCCGCCGAGCCCUCCGACAGAAUCCCUUCAGAUGUGGAGCCGAGGCGCAUCGAGGACACGGGCGAGUGUCUCAACCUGUCCCCUGCCCGCCCUUACUACUACAGGAAGCCCCCCGCGCCUGAUCCUCCUAAGUCACCCCCCGCGCCGGCCUGCCCGCCACAGCAGCCCACAGUAGCCACGCCAGCCUCUCCCAAGCUGUCAAGGUCACCGGCGACUCUACCGCACCCCCCCUCCACCCACGCCGCCCACCUGGUGCCGCCCACCACUGCUGCAUCACGUUCGUCCACCCCUGACCUGCCGCCGCCGCCGCCGCCACC
This is a messenger RNA of Portunus trituberculatus (swimming crab), 1148 nucleotides long. RefSeq names its product WAS/WASL-interacting protein family member 3-like. Lineage: Eukaryota; Metazoa; Arthropoda; Malacostraca; Decapoda; Portunidae. The record is from RefSeq and is a predicted model, not a curated record. The transcript has 2 exons. The coding region runs from base 578 to 1006 and encodes 142 amino acids.